AUGUCUCCUUAUAGGGUUGUUUUUGGAAAGGCAUGUCACCUACCGGUGGAAGUGGAGCAUAAGGCAUAUUGGCCAAUCAAGCAAUGUAACUUGGAUAUGGAUGCAGCGGGUUCUCAUAGGAAGCUUCAAUUGCAAGAGUUGGAGGAGAUUCUUAGGGAGGCAUAUGAGAAUUCCAACAUCUACAAAGAGAGAACCAAAGCAUUCCUUGAUAAGAGGAUAGGUCGGAAAGAGUUUCAUAUUGAUGAUAAAGUUCUUUUAUAUAAUUCUAGACUUAAGUUGAUGCCCGUUGACCUUCAAGACAUGGGAUCCCAAAGGAGCUUCAAAGUUAAUGGGCAUAGACUUAAAGUUUUUCAUGAGGACUUGAAAGAGCAUGCAUAA
Molecule: messenger RNA, 378 nt
Organism: Abrus precatorius (Indian licorice)
Lineage: Eukaryota; Viridiplantae; Streptophyta; Magnoliopsida; Fabales; Fabaceae
Exons: 2
Coding region: 1-378 (125 amino acids)
Source: RefSeq, a predicted model, not a curated record